Oncorhynchus tshawytscha (Chinook salmon) is the source of this 5965-nucleotide messenger RNA. Its product is annotated as SRC kinase signaling inhibitor 1-like. Gene Ontology annotation, cellular component: cytoplasm; postsynaptic density; actin cytoskeleton. The transcript is spliced from 22 exons. Gene Ontology annotation, biological process: regulation of dendritic spine morphogenesis. Lineage: Eukaryota; Metazoa; Chordata; Actinopteri; Salmoniformes; Salmonidae. The record is from RefSeq and is a predicted model, not a curated record. Bases 627 to 5519 code for a protein of 1630 amino acids.
AGAUGGCAAGAUGAAGGGAGGGAGAAGAGGAGGAUGAGGACAGGUUGGGCAGAGCUGGCGGGGAGCGAAAGUGUUGCUGGGGCAACAGGAGAGACGAUGAGGUGGGACAUGUCAGUGGAGUGUCAAUAAUAUGUGGCCUGGCUGGCUGACAGGACACACACAGACAUACUGUAUACGGUACACGAGUACAAAGACCCAGUGUCUAUAGUUCGCCAGCCAAUCCAUAAAAUGAUAUGAUAAUAUAGUAAUACCAUAUAUUCUCUUCCUGUGAUUUAUCCUGAUCUGCUAUCUUGGCAGAGCUACUGAGAUGUACAUAAUGUGAGAGAUGAGCGAGAAGGAGAGAGAUGGACAACAAGGGACACGCAAGUAGACAGAAAGGCACAGAGACAAUGUUAGGAACUGGCAGCCUUUCUCAUCCAGCUCACCCACUGGGGUUUGCUCACACACUGUCUCUCUCUCUCUCUUUCUGUCUCUCUCCUUUCUCCCUCACUUCCCACCUUCUCUUUUUCUUCUCUUUCUCUCUCCCCAUCUCUGAGUCUCAGUCAGUGUCUGAGGUGUAGAAAGUGGGGUGGGUUGGAGGGAUGAAAUGACCAGAAGAGAGGGAGAGAGGGCUCACAGGUGUGCAGAUGGAGGAUGUUGAGGAACACUCAGCCAACGCUGGGGCCUGUUAUCCAAAACAAGAUCCCUCAGAGCGUGGUGGCGGUCACAUGAUCUCGACGGAUGACCUGGAGUACCCGCGGGAGUACCGGACGCUGGGGAACGGGACGCGGCGUUUCUCCAACGUGGGUCUGGUGCACACCUCGGAGCACCGCCACACAGUCAUCGCAGCCCAGAGCCUGGAGGCCCUUACCAACCUGCACAAGGUGGACAUGGAGCGCAAGAGGGAUGCCUUCAUGGACCACCUGAAGAACAAGUACCCGCCCCAGCUGCAGCACCCCGGGCAUCAGCACCACAACCCCCCCUCGCCCUCACCCUCCCAUGGCAGCAUGAGGCAGCCUGACAGAGAGCGAGCCGCGCGCGAACAGCAACAACCCAACUACUGGAGCUUUAAGGUCAGUGCUAGUCGUAGCCCACGUCACUCCCAGUCCACCCAGUCUGGGCUAGCUGACCAGGCCGCUAAGCUGUCCUUUGCCUCGGCUGAGUCUCUGGCUGAGACCAUGUCUGAGGCUGACAUCCCCCUGGGGUUCAGCCGAACCGACCGCUUCCGCCAGAGUCUGCCCCUGUCCCGCUCGGCCAGCCAGAACAAGCUGCGCUCCCCAGGCGUGCUGUUCCUGCAGUUUGGGGAUGAGACGCGGCGGGUGCACAUCACCCACGAGCUGAGCAGCCUGGACACGCUGCACGCCCUCAUCGUGCACAUGUUCCCCCAGAAGCUGACGGCGGGGAUGCUCAAGUCCUCCAACACGGCCAUCCUGAUCAAGGACGAGGCGCGCAACGUCUUCUACGAGCUGGAGGACAUCCGGGACAUCCAGGACCGCAGCAUCAUCAAGAUCUACCGCAAGGAGCCCAUCUACGCCUCCUACCCCGCCACACACCUGGUCAACGGGGACCUUAGGAGGGAUCUGGUGUACACGUCCCGAGAGUCCUCCCCCACCCGCCGCCUCAACACCCUGCCCUCCUCCUCCGCCUCGCCCCCAUCCGGCUCCCCAUCCCGCUCCCGUCUGUCUUACAGCGGGGGUCGGCCCCCCUCCUUUGCUGGGCCGGGUAGUCACCCCCAGUUACAACAACACUCCCAGCACCAGCAGCACCCCCAGCAGCACCAGCCCCAGCACUCCCACCACCCUGGAGCCGGCUCCCACCACGGGGGCCUCAACGCCGGCCUGUCCUCCUCCCCUAGCGCCAUCCUGGAGCGCCGCGACGUCAAGCCCGACGAGGAGGUUUCUGGGAAGAACAUGAUGCUGGUGAAGGAGGGGCUGUACGCCGACCCCUACAGCCUGGUACACGAGGGCCGCCUCAGCAUCGCCUCCACACAGUCGCUGGCUGCCAUCGGAGACCCCUUCGGCUUCCCCGUGUCUGGUGGGCUGUAUCGCCGCGGCUCUGUGCGCUCCCUCAGCACAUACUCUGCUGCCGCCCUGCAGGGGGAGCUGGAGGACGCCCUGUACAAGCCUGGAGGUCCCCUAUACUCCGACUCCUAUUCCUCAGCCACACUGGGCAUGGGCUUCCGCAUGCCCCCCUCCUCCCCCCAGAAGAUCCCUGAUAUGCAGCUGAGGGACAGGGGGGACUCGUACUCUAGCUCCCCCAGCCGAGCCUCUCCGGUCAGGCAGACCUUCCGCAAGGACUCAGCCUCCUCUUCCGUGUUUGUGGAGAGCCCCAAGUCCAGGCCCAGUUCCAGCUCUGACCCUCUGGUCCUGCAGGCCGGGCCAGGAGGGGACGGGAGCAGGUUUGCGCCCGGAUACAGCUCCCCACUCCCUGGAGAGACUUCUGAGUCCAGGGAGCGUCUGGAUCGUCUGGAUCGUAUGGAGGCCAUGGAGAAACAGAUAGCCAGUCUGACAGGCCUGGUUCAGAGUGUACUGACCAAAGCACCCGACAGUGACAGCACAUGCGGCCUACUGCGUCUCUGCAUGAUGGCGGGCUGCCCUCCGGACCAGGGCUCGGAGUUCUCACGGCCCUUCCCUUUCUCUUCCAGCGAGAAGACCGAAUCCAACAGCGACGGCUCCGCCACUGGAACUGGACGGCUGAAGCGGAAAGCUCUGACGCCGUCGGCCCCGCUGGCUCUGAUGCCCCCCCCUCCCUCCGGAGACAGCCAGGUCACCACCGUCACCCGGCUGCAGAUGCAGCUUCACCUCCACGACCUGCAGCAGAACGCCACCGACCUGCGCAAACAGCUCUCCCAGCUCCGCAAGAUGCAGCUCCAGAACCAGGAUAGUGUGAAGACGCUGCUGAAAAGAACGGAGAAGGAGCUGAACGUGCGUGUGAGUGACGCUCUGAGGAAGCAGGAGGACCCUCUGCAGCGACAGCGCCUCCUGGUGGAAGAGGAGAGACUCAAGUACCUCAACGAGGAGGAGUUUAUCAUCCAGCAGCUCCAUGACCUGGAGAAGUCAGUGGAGGAUAUCCAGAAGGGUUCGUCUGUCAAUCACAAACUGGUGACGGUUCAGGAGCUGGAGGAGAAGGCCUCGCUUCUGAGGAAACUAGGAGAGACACUCACAGAGCUCAAGAACCAGUUCCCCAGUCUGCAGAGUAAGAUGCGGGUGGUGUUGAGGGUGGAGGUGGAGGCUGUCAAGUUCCUGAAGGAGGAGCCACACAGACUGGACGCCCUGUUGAAACGCUGCAAGAGCGUCACUGACACACUGACCACUAUGCGCAGGCAAGUGAACGAGGGCGUGUGGAAGAAGCAGGAGGACUUCCCCAAGCACAGCAGUGAGGACUUCCGUAAGAGUUCUGACUUUGACAUGCCCACCAGCCCCCCUCUCAACCUCAGUGACCUGAGGGGCGGCAGCAGCCUGUCUAACUGGAGCCCCCACUCCAGCCACAGCCAUAGUCACAGUCAUGGUCAUGGACCCAGCCACCCCUCCUCUGGCCCUCACAGGGACAAUCAUCCCCCUGUGCCUCACAAGGGCCGGGCCCUGGAAGAGCUGGCCAACCGCGCUGCCGCUGAUAAGGCUGUGUCUGUGGAGGUUCGACUGGCAGCAGAGAGGGACUGGGAGGAGAAGCGGGCCAGUCUGACCCAGUACAGUGCUCAAGACAUCAACCGUCUGCUGGAGGAGACCCAGGCUGAGCUGAUGAAGGCCAUCCCAGACCUGGACUUUGCCGCCAAGCAGAUCAACAAGCCCUCCUCCAACACACCCUCCCAGUCUCAGACCCCCCAGAGUGGGGGAGGGACCACAGAGCACCGCCCUACCAAGCCCCAGCACGCCACACACAAGCUCUCGGGGAAGGAACCUGGCUCCAGACGUGGUUCUGAUGCAGAGCAGCUGACAGUGACUCGCUAUCGUACAGAGAAGCCCUCGAAGUCGCCCCCUCCCCCACCACCUCGACGCAGCUUCCCAUCAUCCCCGGCUGGCCUAAUCACCCGCAGUGGAGAGACCCUUAUCCCCGGCAAGAGCAUGAAGUCGGAGGUGGAGGAGGCAGAAGCACAGAAGCCCUAUGUGAAGCUGCGACGGACGGUGUCUGAAAACCCGCGUCCUGCGUCCACCCCUCCCACCAUCGCCUCUGGAGACAAGGAGGAGGGAGAGGAGGGCAAGAUCGCUGCUGAACUGGAGCUGUCUAGAGCAUCGUUGGACCGCUCUGGCCUACAGUGGAAGCAGGGCAACUCAGACUUCACUGCCAGCAUACUGGCAUCACACUCACAGGCACAGAGCACAGCCCUUCCUGGUCCAUCCUUCUCUCCUGUCCCCCGGAUUGUGCUGACAGAGUGUGUGUCAGUUUCACUCUCUCCCUCAGAAGGCUUUGUCAGAGACUUGACACAGGACCAUCAGAUGUCCCCAACAUUGGACCUGUCCCAGAGCCAGACUGCUCCUCCCCAGACAGUCCCCCAGAUCCAGGAGGUCUCUAAGGGGAAGGAUCCCGUCAGCCAUCCCCAGAGGAAGCCCUCUCGGCGGGGGGAGCUGAGAAUCCUGGACUCCUUUGAGAAGGAGGAAGAGAGGGAGGAGAGAGAAGAGCUGUCCUUGGUGGUGACUGAGCUGGGGGUGAUGGUGAUGUCACCCUCGGAGGCCCAGAAGCUCAGCAGGACCUGGGGAGAGGAUCUACAGACACUCACCAUCCCACCUCAGCCUUCAGAGGAAAGCACUGAAACCCGUCUGUGUGGGGCUCCACUACUGGUACUCUUCAGGGAGACUGUGACGGUCAGAGAGGCCUACAGGAAGCUGCAGUUACUGCUGGGCAGGGAGGAAGACACAGGGAGACACCCCAAGCCCAGAGCAGGAUCUUCUCACAGCAGCCUCAAUACCCUUGGUUCCAGGGUAACUCUCACCCCUGAGCAGCAGGACUCUCUGAGAGAGGUUCUGAGGAGAGGGGUGGAGACAGGGGCCAGGAACCUGAAACUCCCUCACAGCACUGGAACAAAGAGCAUUCUAGCCACCCUUCCGGAGCCCAGUCAGGACUCUGCAGAAGCAGCAGUGAAACCCAAAGGGUCUACAGGUUGUAAGGAGAGCCAGGCCAGGGAAGAACAGGGACUGAACCCCUGGAAGCAGGGAGAGGACAUUAGGAGCAGCACCUACAGCAGGCUGGACAGCCUGGAUGAAACCAUCCGUGAGCUGGAGAACACCCUGCUGGAGCUCAGUGGCCACCCCACCACAGUGCAUCUCUCCAACCGCACACUCCCCACUGACACUUCCUUGUCAGAGGCUCCAGCCCCAGCCCAGAUGCCUGGCACCAGCACCUCAGAGACCAAGAAGCCCCCAGUCCCACCCAAGCCCAAACCCUCCUAUACUCCUGCCACGAUGACCAAGGGAGGCAACAGCUCUUCAGCUGUGGGUAAAGUCCACUCCUCGGCUGCCUCUCGACUGAAGCACCUGCAGCAGAGCAGCACAGAGAAGACCAAAACUGGCAAGAGGGAAGACUUCCUCAAGGGCCAGCAGCAGUGAGUGAGGGACCAGCCCGUGCCUGUCCUCUCCAGACUCCUCCUCAGCACCAACCACCUGACUACAGAGCUGCAUCUGACCCCCACCCCAUCCCCUGCUACUCCUAGUCCAUGCCCUUUAGCCCCCCUACCCUCUGUUGGCUUAACAAUGGGUAUUAGCAGUCUCUGACUCCUGUACCCUCUCAUGUCCUACAUUGACCCCACAAUGCACAAGAUAUCUACCACUCUCCCCUUGGUGUGUUUGUGUGUGUGUUCUGUAUGUUUGUGUGUGCGCAUGUCUGUGUGAAUGGAAGGGUGCUGUCGGGGACCACUACCAACUAUAUGACUGUACUCUCUUUUUUCAUUUCUCUUUUUCCCCCUGAAACCUUUCCAAUUUUCCCAAUUCUCCAUGUUCCUCCUCCUGUUCCUCCUCUUCCUGGUCUGUCCCUGGGUCUGACCCAUAGGCCCAUG